Molecule: messenger RNA, 825 nt
Organism: Penicillium cinerascens
Lineage: Eukaryota; Fungi; Ascomycota; Eurotiomycetes; Eurotiales; Aspergillaceae
Product: putative trimethyllysine dioxygenase TmlH
Exons: 5
Coding region: 1-825 (274 amino acids)
Biological process (GO): carnitine biosynthetic process
Cellular component (GO): mitochondrion
Molecular function (GO): iron ion binding; trimethyllysine dioxygenase activity
Source: RefSeq, a predicted model, not a curated record
AUGUCAAAAGAUGAAUCUGUGCUCCAGUGGCUGGAGGAGAUCUGGAAAUGGGGAUUCUGUUUUAUCAAGGGCGUUCCCGUCGACCCCGAGUCAACCAAGACCUUGAUCGAGAGAAUUGCGUUUAUCCGCCACACGCACUAUGGCGGCUUCUGGGAUUUUACUGCAGAUCUCACCUUCAAGGAUACGGCAUAUACCAACGAGUUCUUGGGCGGCCAUACUGACAACACCUAUUUCACGGACCCUGCACGACUUCAGCUCUUCCACCUUCUGUCCCAUACAGAUGGGCACGGGGGAGCCAGUCUACUGGUUGAUGGGUACUCAGCUGCUCGCACACUACGCCAAACCGAGCCGGAUCUUUAUCAGGCUUUGACUCAUUACAGGCACCCUUGGCACGCAAGCGGGAACGAAGAUGUCUGCAUCCAGCCUUCUGCCCAGGCCCCUGUGCUUUCAGUUCAUCCGGACAUGAACACGGUUUACCAAAUCCGCUGGAACAAUUAUGACCGGGCACCAAAGAGUGACUGGGAAUUGCCUCACCAGAAAUUGUGGUACGAGGCGGCUGCACGCUACAAUGAGAUUUUGAAUGACCACAGUCGCCAAAUAUGGACCCAACUCGAACCUGGAACGGCCUUGAUCUUUGAUAACUGGCGAAUGCUGCAUGGCCGCUCUGAGUUCACUGGAAAGAGAAGGAUGUGUGGUGGUUACGUCAACAAUGACGAUUUUGUUUCGCGAUUCCGUCUCCUUAAAUAUGGGCGGGAGAAGGUGUUGAACAACCUUGGAAACAUGUAUGAUGCGCACUCGAGUAGCAACCCAAACUCCAUCUACUAG